Penicillium pulvis is the source of this 2124-nucleotide messenger RNA. RefSeq names its product KilA-N domain-containing protein. The transcript is spliced from 6 exons. The coding region runs from base 1 to 2124 and encodes 707 amino acids. Gene Ontology annotation, cellular component: nucleus. The record is from RefSeq and is a predicted model, not a curated record. Lineage: Eukaryota; Fungi; Ascomycota; Eurotiomycetes; Eurotiales; Aspergillaceae. Gene Ontology annotation, biological process: positive regulation of transcription by RNA polymerase II. Gene Ontology annotation, molecular function: sequence-specific DNA binding; DNA-binding transcription factor activity.
AUGUAUAGCAUAGUCCACACCCGCGGUCCUGCUGAUAUUCCCUGGUACAACCACCACGCGGCCGAACGACCGCUGUUGUCGGGCGAUAAGCUCCCCGCUCUCAGCUUGCCGACGGCUCCCCAAGGCCCAUCCCGUGGUUAUCAAGACGCCAGCGUGAGCGGCAGCGCUCGUACCAGUCUGUCCGAGGCUUCGGCCGUCCACGAUCCCCGAAGUCCACCCGCCGAUCUUGCUACACAGGGUCGCCUUUCGCUGGAUUCGGAGUAUUCCAUCGUGCCCAACGAGGCCUACUACCCCAGCCCGACCUCGCUCGGCAGCAUGAACCAGGCCCCACCCUACAUGGACGUUCAUGCCCAUAUGUCUUCCGCUCAAUCAUAUCAGUCACAGGCCGCCACCGCGGGCGGCAUGUCGCAUUAUCCUUAUCACCAACAACCACCGGUCCUGCAACCCGUCUCCAGUUAUGGUCCGUCGUACCCGCAGUACGGUUAUGCCAAUGGGGUUACUUCACCGCCCACCGGCCAUCCCCCACCAGCAAGCUCGAUGGGCGGACAAAUGGCGCCACAGAUUUUGCCUUUACCAGGUGUGAACAACCACCAGGUACCCGGAGGAUACGGCAAUAGCACCGGUGCACCAUUGCAGGGCUAUGUGUAUGAUUCCACUGGCCAAGUCGCUCCCCCGGGAGCGAAGCCACGCGUCACCGCGACCCUUUGGGAAGAUGAGGGUAGUCUUUGUUACCAGGUGGAGGCGAAAGGUGUCUGUGUUGCGCGGCGAGAGGACAAUCACAUGAUCAACGGCACCAAACUAUUGAACGUAGCGGGUAUGACUCGUGGUCGUCGCGAUGGAAUCCUCAAAAGUGAGAAGUUGCGCCACGUGGUGAAGAUUGGUCCCAUGCAUUUGAAGGGUGUCUGGAUUCCAUUUGAGCGAGCGUUGGAAUUCGCCAACAAGGAGAAGAUCACUGAUCUUUUGUACCCAUUGUUUGUCCACAACAUCGGUGGCCUGCUGUAUCACCCAGCAAACCAGAAUCGGACGAACAUGGUCGUGCAAGAAUCCCAGCGACAAAGAAUGGAGGGUCCUCCUGCUCCUCAGCGGACCCCAACAGCGCCGCAAUCCUCGACCUUGCAUCACCAUGCGAUGCAGACCCCCAUGUCUGCCCAAAUGUCACAACCGUCCUCGAUGGGCCGUCCCGGGAUGGAUCGAUCCUUCCCCACCCCCCCAGCCAGCGCAUCCAGCUUGAUGGGUGUGACCAACCAGGGAAGUUCAUACGAAUGGGGUGGGCAGCCAAUGAAUUCGGGAGUGCCGCACACUCAACCACUUUCAAUUGACACUACACUGAGCCACCAGCAGCGCUCGUUGCCCACCACCCCGGCUACCACUCCCCCGGGCAACAACAUGCACGCUAUGCCACCCUACCAGGGACAGUCUGGCUAUGACAGUUCCAAGCCCUACUACUCCGCUCCGCCUCAGUCUCACCCCCAGUACGCUCCGCACACACCGAUGACCCAGUCUGGUAUGCCCCAGUACUCGCAAUCACUCCCGGCCGUCAAUUAUUUGAAGAGUGAAAUGGCCCCCCCAACUGGUCGCGCUCCAGGCGCCCCGGAGACGGAAAACCCGGAGCUGAAGACUGAGCGCUAUUCGCAGAGCAAUGGUCCCGAGGAAUCAGUUCCGUCCCACGAGCCGGAAUACCUGCAGGACCAGGGGUCCGCCUACAAUACCAACCGCGGAUCGUACACGUACUCUACCAACCCGUCGGUUGGAUCUCUUACCGGAGAGCACUCGCAACUGACUCCUGAGAUGACCGGGUCGCCACAGCAGAACGGUUCGGGCCGCAUGACCCCACGCACUAGCGUGAGCGGACCUCCGCCGCACUGGACUUCCGGUGACACCCGUGGUACCCCUGCAAAUGGUGUCUCUGAUCCUUACUCAAUGAGCUCCAUGAACGGACCUCUUGGAGGAUCAGGCGGCAAGCGGAUGCGUGAGGACGAUGAGGUGGCCCGCCCCGAGAGUGGUGAUGGGUAUGAAACCAAGCGUCGCAAGACUAUUACCGAUACUACUCUAGGUGGUCCCGUCGGUGGUGCCCCGAUCUUGCAGCCCAUGAAGACUGCUGUGAUGGCCGGACGUCGCCGCUAA